CUGCGCGACCCGUUUAUUGGAAGAGGAAGCGCCUGGACUGGGGGCCCAACUGGUGACUCUGAGCCUUCGUCGAUGGGUCCUGGACUUUGGAACGACGAUACCAUUGUCGCUACCCGUGUUCCCCGUGACCAAGUGAAAUUCGAAGCGGUUCUCUCUCGUGGCGGCUUUGGAGAGGUCUACCGAGGGACAUACAACAACGAGCAAGUGGCCAUCAAGAUGUUGUUCCCCGAAAUGCGCAAGGAUCUGAAGAAGGUCAACGCUUUCCUCGCCGAGGCCAAGCUCAUGGCGAGUUUGGUGCACCCCCACGUUGUUCGGUUUGUCGGCGUGGCGUGGGGCAACCUGGCCGACUUGUGCGUGCUCACAGAGCUGAUGCAGGGCGGAGAUCUGAGGACGCUACUGAAAGACUUUAAUGCUAAGGGCCACCCCCAAGGCAUGGACCAGGACAAACUCCGCAUCGCAUACCACAUCGCUCAAGCAUUGACGUACAUGCACUCGCUCUCUCCUGUCGUCAUCCACCGAGACUUGAAGUCCAAGAACGUGUUGUUGACCGAAGACUUGAAGGCGAAACUGACGGACUUUGGCGCGUCACGCGAGCGCCAAGAGCACACCAUGACGGCGGGAGUCGGUACUAUGCUGUGGAUGGCGCCCGAGGUGAUGAUGGCCGAGCGCUACACCGAGAAGGCCGACGUGUUCUCGUUCGGCGUGCUGCUGUCCGAGUUGGACUUGCAGACGUUGCCGUACUCUCAUGCGCGGAUCGACUCGAGCGGCAUGAAGGUGCCUGAUGCGUUGAUUUUGCAGAAGGUGGCGUCAGGUGCGUUGCAAGUGCAGUUUUCGUCGAAGUGUUUGGCUGCGGUGGUGGAGUUGGGCAAGGAUUGCGUCGCGCUGGACCCGUCGGCUCGUCCGUCGGCGCCGAUGGUGGUGUUCCGACUGCAAACGAUUAUCAAGGGGUCUAUA
This is a messenger RNA of Phytophthora sojae, 954 nucleotides long. RefSeq lists its product as hypothetical. Gene Ontology annotation, molecular function: protein kinase activity; ATP binding. The annotation marks the transcript as partial. The record is from RefSeq and is a predicted model, not a curated record. Lineage: Eukaryota; Oomycota; Peronosporomycetes; Peronosporales; Peronosporaceae. The transcript has a single exon. Gene Ontology annotation, biological process: protein phosphorylation.